This is a messenger RNA of Colletotrichum paranaense, 2709 nucleotides long. RefSeq lists its product as uncharacterized. NCBI's taxonomy places the organism in Eukaryota, Fungi, Ascomycota, Sordariomycetes, Glomerellales, Glomerellaceae. The record is from RefSeq and is a predicted model, not a curated record. The transcript is spliced from 2 exons. The coding region runs from base 1 to 2709 and encodes 902 amino acids. Gene Ontology annotation, biological process: carbohydrate metabolic process.
AUGGCAGGACUUCGCGUGGUUGACGUACGCGUCGAUCAUUAUCGACAGCCAUACACACUCGGUAUUCACGUGGAACGUCCUCAGAUCUCUUGGCGCUUCAGUGACGCCUCCUCGAAAUUCAACCUUGGCAGUUGGGAAGUCAAGAUACAGAAGCCUGAUGGCUCUCAUUCGGUCAUAAGUGCCCCGUCCGAUAGCCACGGGAUCAGCUCAUCGUCAGCCGAAUGGCCCGAAGACAUCGUUAUACAGUCACGACAAACGUACUCGAUAGAGAUCAGAGCCAAGGACGAAAACGCAACUGACUUCUCGCCAUGGAGCGAACCAUUCUCUUUUGAGACUGGUCUUUUAGUCCGCAGCGACUGGACUGGCAAUCUGAUCUCAGCACCGUGGGCGGAAGAUAGCAAGAACAGCCCACAACCGGAGGACUUGUUCCGAAAAGUCUUUGAAGCGAAGAGCAAAGUGCGCUCUGCACGGCUUUACGCUACGGCCCAGGGUGUCUACGAAGCCGAGAUCAACGGCCAGAGAGUUGGCGAUUACUUCUUGGCCCCUGGUUGGACGGCAUACGACGGGAGGCUACAGUACCAGACUUACGAUGUCACGGCACACAUUGCAUCGAAUGCGUCGAAUUGCAUCGGUGUACGCUUAGCCGAAGGAUGGUUUAAUGGUCGUAUUGGCUUCGAGGGUGGCAAACGAAGUAUUUGGGGCACCCGCACUGCGGCUCUUGCACAGCUUGAGAUCACCUAUGAGGAUGGCUCCAUUGAGAUCGUAGUUACCGACGUUAGCUGGACGACUACCCGAGGGCCCGUCAAGCUCGCAGAGAUAUACGACGGCGAAAAGUACGAUGCUACUGCGGAAAUUUCGGGUUGGUCACGCAGUGAUUCGCCUGCCGGGAUAUGGGAAACCGUCCAAGUGCUUCCCCAGCUCCCGGAAACGACAGACCUCAUCUGCGGCUACGGAGAACCGGUCAAGAGACUUGAAUAUGUGAAGCCAUUGGAAUUGAUCACGACCCCUUCGGGCAAGUCAAUCUUGGACUUCGGCCAGAACCUGGUCGGAUUCAUCCGUAUCAACAACGUCAAAGGUCAACGAGGGAGCAUAAUCACUCUACUGCACGCGGAAGUCCUAGAGAAAGAGGAAUUAGGGACCAGACCUUUGCGAGACUGCAAGGCCGAGGAUGUCUAUACUCUCAAAGGCGACGAUAGCGGCGAAACAUGGGAGCCGCGCUUCAGCUUCCACGGCUUCCGUUACGUCCAAGUCGAGGGCUGGCCUUCCACCGCCCCAGAUCUCAAAGACGCGAUUGAGGCCUGCGUGUGUCACACGGAUAUGGAAGAGGUCGGUCACUUUUCGUGCUCCGACAACGACUUGAACAAGCUCUACAGCAACGUCCGGUGGUCGAUGCGCGGCAAUUUCCUGUCCGUGCCGACUGAUUGCCCCCAAAGAGAUGAGCGCCUGGGGUGGACGGGCGAUUUGGCGUUGUUCGCGCCCACUGCGACCUUCAUCUACAACUGCUUUGGCAUUCUGAAGAACUGGCUGGCCGAUGUUGCCCAUGAUCAAAAGGCUCUGGACGGCGUCCCUCCAAUGGUGUGCCCGAACGUGCUCAUCGGGCAGAAGAAUUGGAGCAAGAUUGGCGCCAACGCGAUUUGGCAUGAUGUCGUGAUACUUGCCCCGUGGGCACUUUACGAAGAGUCUGCCGAUCUUGGUAUCUUGAGAGAUCAAUACGAGUCCAUGAAGACUUGGAUAGAUGUGAUUCCCCGGAACAAGACCGGUUCUACCCAUUUAUGGGAUUUCGGCCUGUUCCAGCUUGGUGACUGGCUUGACCCCAACGCCCCUCCCGAUGAGCCAAUGAAGGCCGUGACCGAUCCGCCUCUGGUCGCCAACGCCUUUCUCGUCAGGUCUCUUGACCUCAUCACCAAGAUUGCCGCGCUCUUGUCACAACCUCAAGACGCCGAACGCUAUCAGAACGAAGCCGAUGCCGCCCGUCGGGAGUUUCAGGACGAGUACGUCAGCAGCAACGGACGUCUCACGUCAGACUCGCAGACGGCAUACGCCCUCGCUAUCUGCUUCAAUCUCAUUUUGGAAAAUCAGGCAGCCAGAGCAGGGAGUCGGCUCGCAGAGAUUGUCCGCCGAAACGGAUUCAGGAUCGGCACCGGGUUCGCUGGGACACCGUACAUCUGCGAAGCUCUUACUCGGACUGGUCAUAGCGAUGUAGCCUAUGCGAUGCUCCUUAAUCGCAAGUGUCCUUCCUGGCUGUACCCCGUCACCAUGGGAGCAACUACGGUUUGGGAGCGCUGGGAUAGUAUGUUGCCCGAUGGCACCAUCAACCCUGGCGACAUGACCUCUUUCAAUCACUACGCCUUUGGAGCGGUUGCCAAGUUCCUUGUCGAACGACUUGCAGGCUUGCAACGCCUGGAGCCUGGAUGGAAGCGAUCGAGAGCGGAGCCGAUCCUGGGUGCAGAGUUUUCGAAUGCUUCUGCCGAGCAUGUCACGCCAUAUGGAAAGGUUGCUUGCGCAUGGAAGUUGGCUGACGAGGGAGAAGGGCGUCUGCGACUCAGGGUCGACGUGGUGGUGCCACCUCUCACUGAGAUGGAAGUAGUUUUGCCGACCAAGGAUGGCAAGAGGGUGGAGAUGGUUGGGUCUGGUGAAUGGACAUUUCAGACUGAAUAUGAGCGCAAGUACGAAUGGCCGGUCAAAGAAUUGCCUCUCUUUCCGCAGUAG